AAUCCUCGUUUGACUUCCUGUUUCCUUUUCAGGUUCGCUUGUCGUCCGUAUUUCCACAUGCAGAUGAAGAGUGGAGGUCAGCAGGUUUUUUUUUUCCGGGAUGUUGCAUCGUGGGACGCGUCUGGCCGUCCACAACCACCAUCCAUUCAUCAGUAAUAACUCCUUCCUGUUCUCCUCCCGUGGAGGCGCUCAGCGGGUCGCUUCACAUCUCCUCGGCUCCGGAUGAAAAGGAGAUAUCAAGCUGAAAUCAAGGAAUCGAGUCCAUGCGAGCUGCCAUCUGAUCCCACACACUUAUCAAUGAAGCAAGAGAUCAUGGCGGAUGGCCCCAGGUGUAAGAGGCGAAAACAAGCCAACCCGAGACGGAAAAACGCUCUGAACUACGAGAAUGUGGUGGAGACGGGCUCCGAGACGGAGGAGGAGGACAAGCUGCCGGUGUCCGAGGAGGACCCCCUGAUGAACGGCGCCGCCAGCCCGGCCAGCCUCACCAACCCGGAGGCCUCGCCGCGCACCGAGGGCCACGGCCUGCUCACCAAGGAGGAGGAGGACGACGAGAUGCGGGACAGCGGCGUGGAGCACGUGUGGCCCGACAACGACAUGCUGAGCGCCUCGGUCGACGGUACUGAUGAAAUUAAAGAUGAUUUUGACGCCCUGGGGCCUGACGCCACUUUGCAGGGAGUCGGAAACGGUACAGUCAAGAGCGUCGAUUGCACUUCGGAGUUGGAGGACUUCUUCGCCAAGCGGAAGCUGGACGACGGCGACAGCCACGUGGUGAGCAUCGCCGAGUACCUGCAGCGCGGCGACACCGCCAUCAUCUACCCAGAAGCCCCCGAGGAGCUGUCCCGCCUGGGGACGCCGGAGGCCACGGGGCCGGAGGAGAACGACCUGCCACCUGGAACGCCAGAUGCCUUCGCCCAACUGUUGACCUGCCCCUACUGCGACCGGGGCUACAAGCGCUUGACAUCGCUGAAGGAGCACAUCAAGUACCGCCAUGAGAAGAACGAGGAGAACUUCGCCUGCCCCCUGUGCAACUACACGUUCGCUUACCGCACUCAGCUCGAGCGGCAUAUGGCCACGCACAAGCCGGCGAGGGAUCAGCACCAACUGCUCAACCAGGCGGCCGGCAACCGCAAGUUCAAAUGCACCGAGUGCGGCAAGGCCUUCAAAUACAAGCACCACCUGAAGGAGCACCUCCGGAUCCACAGCGGUGAGAAACCGUACGAGUGCCCCAACUGCAAGAAGCGUUUCUCCCACUCGGGCUCCUACAGCUCCCACAUAAGCAGCAAAAAGUGCAUCGGCCUCAUCGCCGUCAACGGCCGGAUGCGGGGCAACAUGAAGGCGGGCUCGUCCCCCACCUCGGCCUCCGCCUCCCCCACCAACACCGCCAUCACCCAGCUGCGGCAGAAGCUGGAGAACGGGAAGCCGCUCGGCCUCGGCGAGCACAACAACCACCUGAGCAUCAAGACGGAGCCGCUCGACUUCAACGACUACAAGCUGAUGAUGGCGUCGCACAGCUUCGGCGCCCACGGGCCCUUCAUGAACGGAGGGGUGGGCGGGAACAGCCCGCUGGGGGUGCACCACGGCUCGGCCCAGAGCCCCCUGCAGCACCUCAGCAUGGCCGGGCUGGAGUCGCAGCUCCUGGGCUACCCGGGCCCGCUGGCCAACAACCUGAGCGAGGUGCAGAAGGUGCUGCAGAUCGUGGACAACACUGUGUGCAGGCAGAAAAUGGACUGCAAGCCGGAGGAGCUCUCCAAGCUCAAGGCCUACAUGAAGGAGCUCGGGUCCCAGGUGGAGGAGCAGAAGCAGGCGCUGACCUCGCAGGGGGGGUCCCAGGUCGGCCUCCCGCUCGUCAACCACAACGGCGCCACCAAAAGCAUCAUCGACUACACUUUAGAGAAAGUGAACGAAGCCAAAGCCUGCCUCCAGAGCUUGACGACGGACUCAAAGAGACAGAUUAGCAAUAUCAAACGAGAGAAACCCAACAUGCUUGAAGGAGGCGUGGACGAGAAGGUGCAGGAGAACAACAUGUUUACACCUUACGCCUGCCAAUACUGCAAGGAGAGCUUCCCGGGGCCGAUACCUCUGCAUCAGCACGAGCGCUACCUGUGCAAAAUGAACGAGGAGAUCAAGGCCGUGCUGCAGCCCAGCGAGAACCUGAUGCCCAACAAGCCGGGGAUCUUCAUGGAGAAGAGCGCCCACCUGUCCUCCUCCAUGCUGUCCGAGAAGGGACUCGCCGGGCCCCUCCACCCUUACCGGGACCACAUGUCCGUGUUGAAGGCGUAUUUCGCCAUGAACAUGGAGCCCAACUCGGAGGAGCUGCUGAAGAUUUCCAUAGCAGUCGGCCUUCCUCAGGAAUUCGUCAAGGAGUGGUUCGACCAGCGGAAGAUGUACGAGUACGGCGCCACCAGGACCCCGCCGCUGGAGCACAGGAACAACGCCGAUAUGGUCGUCGGAACAAAUAACCACCACACUCCACCAAAAGACUCUUUGGCAGCUAGGUCGCCCGUGUCCCUCAUGAAACCCACGGACAUCCGCAUCACAUCCCCCUCCAUAGCAGAGCUCCACCACAACGUGAACAACUGUGACAACAACUCGCUCAGACAUUUGAAAAACCACCAGUUCGGAGGAGGAGGAGGCGGCGGCGGCGGCGGCGGCGGAGGCAAAGCGGCCGGUGAAAAGUUGGACCACUCCCGCAGCAACACCCCCUCCCCGCUGAAUCUGUCCUCCACAUCUUCCAAAAACUCUCACAGCAGCUCCUACACUCCAAACAGCUUGACUUCGGAGGACCUGCAGGCCGAGCCGCUCGACCUCUCCCUGCCCAGACUCAUGAAGGAACCCAAGCAUGCACUGACUGUCAAAAGCAGACCUAAAGUCAACAGCAUUAGCAUCGACCACAGCGGCAUCCCCUCUCCCCGAGAGCACUUCGAGGAGCCUUUGAACUUGGCCUAUCUCAAGAAGGAAUUCUCAGGCCCCACCAACAACGGAAACCUUGAAAAAAGCACUAGCCCCAUCUUCGGCAUUAACCCGUUCGCUGCCAAACCCCUGUACACGUCACUUCCACCUCAGAGCGCUUUCCCGCCGGCCACAUUCAUGCCCCCGAUGCAGGCCAGCAUACCGGGCCUCAGGCCCUACCCGGGCAUGGAUCAAAUGGGCUUCCUACCACACAUGGCCUACACUUAUGCAGCAGGGGCGGCUACCUUUGCCGAGAUGCAGCAGAGGAGAAAGUACCAGAGGAAACCAGGUUUCCAGGGGGACCUGCUCGACGGUACUCCAGAUUACAUGUCAGGGCUGGACGACAUGACAGACCCCGACUCCUGUCUGUCGCGGAAGAAGAUAAAGAAGACCGAAAGUGGCAAGAGGCCGCACCAGUGCCAGAUCUGCAAGAAAGCCUUCAAACACAAACACCAUCUCAUCGAGCACUCCCGGCUGCACUCGGGGGAGAAGCCGUACCAGUGCGACAAGUGCGGGAAGAGGUUCUCGCACUCCGGCUCCUACUCGCAGCACAUGAACCACCGCUACUCCUACUGCAAGCGGGAGGCGGAGGAGCGGGAGGCGGCGGAGCGGGAGGCCCGCGAGAAGGGCCACCUGGAGCCCACCGAGCUCCUCAUGAGCAGGGCCUACUUGCAGGGCAUGACUCCUCAGGGCUACCCGGAGCUGGCGGAGCGCGAGGCCAUCCUGAGGCACGACGCCGCCGUGAACGGAGGGAUCAGAGAGGGACGCAAGGAGGUGGACGGAACGUAUGCAAAGAUCGGACGGAGGGACGAGGAGUUCGAGGAGGAGGAGGAGGAGAGCAAGAGCAUGGACACGGACCCGGACACGUUGAGGGACGAGGAGGAGAACGGGGAGCACUCGAUGGACGACAGCUCGCUGGAUGGCAAAACGGAAACCAAAUCGGAUCACGAGGACGCGAUGGAGGACGGCAUGUAAUAAUCAGCGGCGACGUUUCACAAAAGCUUCCCAUCUUUAAAAAAGAACUUAAAAAAACAACAAAAAAACAAAACAAAAAAAAAGAAAAUUUUAAGUUUCUCUCUUUCGGUUCAGUAUUCUUACCUGCUCGGUUUAAAACGCCGUGUUUUAAGCUGUACGUGCACGUGCCUGAAGCUUCCGGGAAGCUUUCUCUGACAGACUCCUCUGGGGAGGGAGGGAGGGAGGGAGGGAGGGAGGGAAGGAAGGAAGGAAGGAGGGAGGGAGGGAAGGAUGGAAGGAAGGGGGGACGAUGUCUGCCGACCAAGACGUGGACUCAAAAAUCAAUCCUGGAAGGAGGGAAGGGAGGCAUGGGUUUGUGAAAUAAGCUGCAUUAUGCAAACCGAACAAUGAAUAAAUGAAUACAUUUCAAAAAAUGUACAGUACUAAGGCCUAAAAAUAUGUGUGGUGCUAACCUCCUCAAAUAAACCCCCUGUGUUCCAUAGUAUUUAUAGCACAACUAGUGACUUGUACAAAUUGCACUCCGCUUCUAUAAUCAUGAACAAAAAUAAUAAAAAGUAUUGCCUAUGUAUAUAUUUAUACAGUGUUGGAAAAAGAGCAGUAGUACCUGCACUACAGUCCUUCAGUAUUACCUUUGUUAUCACCUACCUACCUACCUACCUACCUACCUACCUACCUACCUACCUACCUGCGGUGUCGUCUUUAGUUUUUUGCCACAAACAUCUCCAGCCACACUGUUUCAGGCCUCUCGAAUCAAAUGAAGGAAUUUAAAAAAAACACAAAAACAACAAAAAAAAAAAAACCCGACUGUGUGAAGAAGGAGCUCAGAAAAAAGAAGAAGAAGAGGAGAAGAAGGAGGUUGUUUUAAUUAUUAUUAUUAUUAUUAUUAUUAUUAUUAUUUUGUUUGUUUGUUUGUUUCUUAAAAGAAGUUUUAAAGAGACCUUCGUUUUAAGGGAAAAAUGCCGUUUAUGGACAGAUGUAGGGAGGGAAGGAUGGGGGAGGGAGGGGGAGAAAAAAUGAAGGAUGAAGCCUUUGUAAGGUGUUUUUUGAUAAGAAAAAAGAAGAAGAAGAAGAAGAAGCCUUAUAUGCAAACCUUUUAACCUGUGUGUUUUCUGCAAGUGCCACCCUCGUAUCGUGUAAAAGGAAGGUUACUUUUUUUCACCAGCUUCAGUAUUAAUGAAAUGAUUCACCGUCGUUCUUUGAAGCACCCGUGUCAGUAUUAAGACUUAUAGGCAGCAGUUCCUUAGUUUACAUUAUGUUGUGCAAUGUUUUCUCAGUUCUUUUUAUUUUUCUUUUUGUCAGUAUUACACCAAACCAUUUGUUCUUUUUUUUUUUUUGGAAAACAGCAAAUUGCAUUUCAUUUUAUUUGUAGGUUUUGAAAAAAAAAAAAAAAACAUUAUUUAUGUGGCCCAUUUUAUAUUUCCUAAUUUUAUUUAUUUCAUACUGUUGUGUACAGUACUAUAGUUCUUCAAUAUAUAGAUAUAUUUUAGUAAAAAGGAACAUGGUGUCGAUCAUAGGGGCAAAUUUUACGUAAAGAGAGCAUUUAUUGUGUUUUGAAACAUUGUGAAAUGCGAAGUUAAAUCUUAUUUUAUUUUAUUUUUUCCUUUUAUUUUCCAGUUGCUGGAAAAUUCCAAAUUUGGGAACUUUUAUACAAUUGUGAAAACACUGUAUUUUCGACUGAAAAGAAAAAAAAAAAUUCCACUUUCUUCAUCUUUGUUUCUUUUUUUAAGCUAAAAAAAAAUGAAGAGGGACUGUUAAAUACUAUGUAUGAUAUCAUGACUGAAGAAGAAUCUUUCCUGAAAUGUCUUUGUAAAAGUAUUAUUGAAUUCUUAAUUUGUAAUUUCUCUUGAAAAUGACCCUGCUCGAAUAAAAGUAGCCAAAUUACAGAGUAA
This is a messenger RNA of Mugil cephalus (flathead mullet), 5813 nucleotides long. It is a transcript of the gene zeb2b, whose product is annotated as zinc finger E-box binding homeobox 2b. The record is from RefSeq and is a predicted model, not a curated record. Gene Ontology annotation, molecular function: RNA polymerase II cis-regulatory region sequence-specific DNA binding; DNA-binding transcription factor activity, RNA polymerase II-specific. Gene Ontology annotation, biological process: anatomical structure development; regulation of transcription by RNA polymerase II. Lineage: Eukaryota; Metazoa; Chordata; Actinopteri; Mugiliformes; Mugilidae.